This is a messenger RNA of Acipenser ruthenus (sterlet), 7422 nucleotides long. Its product is annotated as echinoderm microtubule-associated protein-like 5. Gene Ontology annotation, molecular function: microtubule binding. The transcript is spliced from 42 exons. The record is from RefSeq and is a predicted model, not a curated record. Bases 115 to 6015 code for a protein of 1966 amino acids. Lineage: Eukaryota; Metazoa; Chordata; Actinopteri; Acipenseriformes; Acipenseridae.
AAAUUAAGAUUUGGCUUAAAAAAAGACAAAUUGUUCAUGUUCUUCAUUGGCAACGGGGGAAUAGAAAAUAAACUAUAUCUAGGUUGCAUCAGAAGAUAAAUAAAUAAAUAAGACAUGGCUGACAGAACAGCUCCAAAUUAUCACCUGCGGCUGGAGUGGGUCUAUGGCUACCGAGGACAUCAAUGUCGCAACAACCUGUACUACACCGCGGCCAAGGAGAUUGUCUAUUUUGUUGCCGGUGUCGGAGUAGUUUAUAACACCAGGGAACAUAAGCAGAAAUUCUACCUGGGACACAACGAUGACAUAAUCAGUUUAGCUUUACAUCCUGAGCAAGUAUUGGUGGCAACAGGGCAAGUUGGGAAGGAACCCUAUAUCUGUGUGUGGGAUUCCUACACAGUGCAGACUGUCUCAAUUUUAAAAGAUGUCCACACACAUGGAAUAGCCUGCCUGGCAUUUGAUGUUGAUGGACAGUGUUUAGUGUCUGUAGGUUUGGAUUCUAAAAACACAAUGUGUGUGUGGGAUUGGAGACGAGGAAAAGUGCUGGCUACAGCUCCAGGCCACACAGAUAGGAUAUUUGACAUCUCUUGGGAUUUGUACCAACCUAGUAAACUAGUAAGCUGUGGGGUUAAGCACAUCAAGUUUUGGAGUAUAUGUGGCAAUGCUUUGACCCCGAAACGUGGUGUUUUUGGCAAGACCGGGGAUCUGCAGACAAUAUUGUGCCUGGCCUGUGCAAGAGAUGAAGUCACUUAUUCUGGUGCACUCAAUGGGGAUAUAUAUGUGUGGAAGGGAAUUAAUCUUGCUCGAACAGUGCAAGGUGCCCAUGGGUCAGGAAUUUUCAGCAUGAAUGCUUGCGAGGAAGGAUUUGCCACAGGGGGGCGAGAUGGCUGUGUUCGCCUGUGGGAUUUAAAUUUCAAACCAAUUACUGUGAUUGAUCUCAGGGAAACAGACCAAGGAUAUAAAGGUCUCUCGGUGAGGAGUGUGUGCUGGAGAGGCGAUCAUAUCCUGGUGGGUACGCAGGAUAGCGAGAUAUUUGAGGUUGUGGUUCACGAACGGAACAAGCCCUUCCUGAUUAUGCAGGGCCACUGCGAGGGGGAGCUGUGGGCCCUGGCUGUUCAUCCCACAAAGCCUUUAGCAAUGACAGGGAGCGAUGACCGAUCUGUGAGGAUAUGGAGUCUCAUUGACCAUGCAUUGAUUGCCCGCUGUAAUAUGGAAGAACCCAUUCGCUGUGCUGCUGUGAGUACAGAUGGUAUCCAUCUUGCUCUUGGAAUGAAGGACGGUUCUUUUACUGUGUUGCGGGUCAGAGACAUGACUGAGGUCGUUCAUGUCAAGGACAGAAAGGAGGCCAUUCAUGAGUUAAAAUAUUCCCCUGAUGGGGCGCAUCUGGCUGUGGGCUCCAAUGAGAACUCGGUGGAUAUUUAUGGAGUUGUACAGCGCUACAAGAAAGUGGGAGAGUGUGUUGGCUCUACUAGUUUCAUAACCCAUAUGGACUGGUCUACAGACAGCAAAUAUUUGCAAACCAAUGACGGAAAUGGAAAAAGACUCUUAUACAAAAUGCCAAGUGGUAAGGAGGUCACUAAUAAAGAAGAGUUCAAACUCGUACAGUGGUCCACCUGGACCUGCUCACUGGGUCCAGAAGUGAAUGGAAUAUGGCCUAAAUAUUCGGAUAUUAAUGAUAUUAAUUCAGUAGAUGCAAACUUUAAUAAUCAAGUUUUAGUCACUGCCGACGACUAUGGAUUAGUAAAACUUUUUCGAUAUCCUUGUUUAAAGAAAGGCGCAAAGUUUAAAAAAUAUUUAGGUCAUUCAGCUCAUAUAACAAAUGCCAGGUGGUCACAUGAUUAUCAGUGGGUUAUUACUAUUGGUGGAGCCGAUCAUUCUGUAUUCCAGUGGAAGUUUAUCCCAGAAAGAAAAUCUAAAGAUGCUCUUCAUAUAGCACCUCAAGAAACCUUAACAGAAUCCCACAGUGAAGAAUCGGAUUCGGAUCAGUCAGAUGUGCCAGAGAUGGACUCCGAAAUUGAGCAGGAAACCCAGCUCACUUAUCGACGACAGGUUUACAAAGAAGAUCUACCUCAGCUUAAAGAGCAAUGCAAAGAAAAACAGAGAGCAUCUGCAACAAAGAAAAGGGUGAGCCCUCCGAGCAGCAGCGUUCGACUGCACUUCAUCCACGGGUACAGGGGUUAUGACUGCAGGAGCAACCUCUUUUACACCCAGACUGGGGAGAUUGUGUACCACGUGGCUGGAGUGGGAGUGGUGUACAAUCGACAGCAGAACACACAGCGCUUCUACCUGGGACACGAUGAUGACAUCCUGUGUUUAGCCAUUCACCCGCUGAAGGACUAUGUGGCAACAGGCCAGGUGGGACGAGAUUCCUCCAUUCAUAUAUGGGACUCUGAGAUGCUGAAAACCUUGUCAGUAUUAAAAGGGCACCACCAGUAUGGAGUUUGUGCUGUUGAUUUCUCAGCGGAUGGUAAGCGCUUGGCUUCGGUGGGACUCGAUGACAAUCACACUAUUGUUCUGUGGGACUGGAGAAAGGGAGAAAAACAAUCAGCAAUCAGGGGAAGCAAAGACAAAAUCUUUGUCAUCAAGAUCAAUCCAUACAUGCCAGAGAAGCUCAUUACAGCAGGAAUAAAGCAUAUCAAAUUCUGGCACAAAGCAGGUGGAGGUCUUAUUGGGAGGAAAGGAAACAUGGGGAAGACUGAAACAAUGAUGUGUGCUGUGUAUGGCUGGACAGAGGAGAUGGUCUUCUCAGGAACCUCAACUGGGGACAUAUGCAUCUGGAAAGACAUGUAUCUGAUUAAAACCAUCAAGGCCCACGAUGGGCCUGUCUUCAGCAUGCAUGCCUUGGAGAAAGGGUUUGUGACGGGCGGGAAGGACGGAGUUGUGGCUCUCUGGGACGACACCUUUGAGCAUUGCCUCAAAACCUACGCCGUCAAGCGAGCUGUGCUUGCACCUGGUUCCAAAGGCCUGUUGCUGGAAGACAACCCUUCCAUCCGUGCCAUAUCAUUAGGUCAUGGCCAUAUUUUAGUGGGUACAAAGAACGGAGAAAUCCUAGAAGUUGAUAAAAGUGGACCAAUAACCCUACUGGUUCAGGGUCACAUGGAGGGGGAAGUGUGGGGCCUGGCCACUCAUCCUCAUUUACCGAUCUGUGCCACUGUCAGUGAUGAUAAAACCCUUCGUAUAUGGGACCUCUCCCCAAGCCACUGCAUGCUAGCGGUUCGAAAGCUCAAGAAGGGAGGCCGGUGCUGCUGCUUCUCACCCGAUGGGAAGGCUCUGGCUGUUGGACUCAACGAUGGAAGUUUUCUCAUAGUAAACGCAGACACACUUGAAGAUCUCGUCUCUUUUCACCACAGAAAGGAUGUCAUUUCAGAUAUUCGGUUUUCUCCAGGUGCUGGUAAAUACCUUGCCGUGGCUUCCUGUGACAGCUUUGUGGAUAUUUACAACGUAAUGAGCAGCAAGCGUGUCGGAGUCUGUAAAGGGUCACAGAGCUACAUAACUCACCUGGACUGGGACAAGAGAGGGAAGCUGCUACAGGUAAACACUGGUGCUAAAGAGCAGUUAUUCUUUGAAGCUCCCCGUGGAAAGAAGCAGACUAUUCCUGUAUCUGAGACAGAGAAGAUUGAUUGGUCCUCUUGGAGCUGUGUUCUGGGGCCUUCGUGUGAGGGGAUCUGGCCUGUGGUCAGUGAUGUCACAGAGGUGACUGCUUCCUCUUUAUCAAGUGAUGGAAAGGUCCUGGCCACAGGGGAUGACUUUGGAUAUGUGAAGCUGUUUCGAUACCCAGUUAAGGGGAAAUUUGGGAAGUUCAAAAGAUAUGUUGCUCACAGCACCCAUGUAACUAACGUGCGGUGGACACAUGACGAUGCUCUGCUGGUGACUGCUGGGGGGGCAGACACCUCGCUGAUGAUCUGGACACAUGAAGCGGAGGGACACAGAGACACCAGACAGUGUGACAGUGAGGAGUCAGACAUAGAGUCGGAAAAUGAUGGAGGUUAUGACAGCGAUGUGACAAGGGAAAAUGAAAUGAAUUAUACCAUCAAGGCCUUAUCAACAAAUGUCCGGCAGAUGUUGGGAAUUAAACCCCAUCUGCAACAAAAGGAGCCAUCUGUGGAUGAAAGACCACCUGUAAGUAGGGCGCUGCCACAGCCUGAGAAACUGCAGACAAAUAACGUGGGCAAAAAGAAGAGGCAGAUUGAAGAUCUGGUCUUGGAACUUGUGUUUGGCUACCGAGGAAAUGACUGUCGUAACAACGUCCACUAUUUAAAUGAAGGAGCUGACAUCAUUUACCACACAGCAGCUGUGGGGAUUGUAUUUAACCUUUCCACAGCUUCUCAGAGCUUUUACACGGAGCAUACUGAUGACAUUCUGUGCCUGACUAUAAAUCAACAUCCAAAAUUCCCUAAUGUGGUGGCAACUGGCCAAGUAGGAGACUCUGGAGACAUGUCAGUCACUUCACCAUCUAUUCAUGUGUGGGACGCCAUGAACAAGCAGACCCUGUCAGUGCUGCGCUGCUUCCACUCCCAGGGAGUCUGUUCAGUCAGCUUCAGCGCCACAGGGAAGCUCCUGCUGUCUGUGGGACUUGAUCUAGAGCACACCAUUACUAUCUGGAAGUGGCAAGAAGGAGCCAAAAUUGCAAGCAGGGUUGGCCAUACCCAGCGUGUAUUUGUGGCUGAAUUUAGACCAGACUCUGACACCCAGUUUGUGUCAGUGGGUAUAAAACACGUUCGCUUCUGGACACUGGCAGGGAGGGCUCUUCUCAGUAAAAAAGGCGUACUGAGCUCCAUUGAAGAUGCCAGGAUGCAAACCAUGCUCUCUGUAGCAUUUGGAGCUAAUAACUUGACAUUUACAGGUACCAUAAGUGGAGAUGUGUGUGUUUGGAAGGAACACAUUCUAAUUCGAAUUGUGGCCAAAGCCCACACAGGCCCAGUGUUCACCAUGUAUACCACUCUGAGAGAUGGGCUGAUAGUAACUGGAGGCAAAGAGAGGCCGUCAAAGGAUGGCGGUGCUUUAAAACUGUGGGACCAGGAGUUAAAGCGCUGCCGAGCUUUCAGACUGGAGACUGGCCAGAUCAUAGACUGUGUUCGCUCAGUCUGCAGAGGGAAAGGAAAAAUCCUUGUUGGAACAAGAAAUGCAGAGAUCAUUGAGGUGGGGGAGAAGAACGCAGCGUGUAACAUUUUGGUUAGUGGCCACAUGGACGGCCCGAUCUGGGGACUGGGCACUCACCCGUCCAGGGAUGUCUUCCUGUCUGCUGCAGAGGACGGGACUGUAAGACUGUGGGACAUUCCUGAAAAGAAGAUGCUCAACAAAGUGAACCUGGGACAUGCUGCGCGCACUGUGAGCUACAGCCCUGAAGGAGAUAUGGUGGCAAUUGGCAUGAAAAACGGAGAGUUUAUUAUAUUGCUCGUCGCAUCACUCAAGAUUUGGGGGAAAAAGAGAGACCGGAGGUCUUCAAUUCAAGACAUAAGGUUUAGUCCAAGUUGUCGCUACCUUGCUGUGGGCUCUAAUGAGAAUGCUGUGGAUUUUUAUGACCUUACUUUGGGUCCAGCCCUGAACAGGAUUAACUGUUGCAGAGACAUUCCACAUUUCGUGAUGCAGAUGGAUUUUUCAGCAGACAGCAAUUUUAUUCAGGUAUCGACUGGAGCCUACAAACGACUAGUAUAUGAGGUGCCAUCAGGAAAGCAAGUUACAGAUCAGAUGGUAAUUGACAGAACUACAUGGGCCACAUGGACAAGUGUCCUCGGAGAUGAGGUGGUUGGAAUCUGGUCUCGCACCACAGACAAAGCCGAUGUAACCUGUGCCUGUGUCUCCCAUUCUGGCCUCAACGUCGUCACAGGCGAUGACUUUGGAAUGGUAAAGCUGUUUGACUUUCCAUGUCCAGAAAAGUUUGCUAAACAUAAAAGGUUUCUUGGUCACGCUGCACAUUUAACAAAUAUACGUUUUACUAGCGGAGACCGCUAUGUUAUCAGCGCUGGAGGGGAUGAUCGGAGCCUGUUUGUAUGGAGAUGUGUGCACGCUCCUCACUGAAGCAGUGUCGAUGCUACAGGAAGCAGGGGCUGCAUGGGAAAUGUCUGCACGACAGAACUGCAAGUCGAAGUCCCCUUGGUGAACUGCAUGUAUCUAGAAGGCAAAACAGCAAUCAGGCAGCUUGUAAUUUUAAUGACUAGACACCCUCACUGCCCAAUAAAAUACAUUUUCAGUUAACAAAUAGAUAGAAAAAUGUGUGCAGAUCUUUAAGACUGAGUGUCAUUUUUGCUAUAGCAUAUUUGAGAAUGCUUUCAGGACCUUGUUUCUGUGGAAUCAAACACGCAUAAGAUCCAAAAUGUUCCACAGGUAGACUUUUACCCAGGAUAGCUAUAGGGAAAAUCAUUUGUCAAUAAUAAAUUAAAUAUGGCUUAAUGAUCCCUAUUUUGCCACAGGAAACCAACCUGGAUGGCUAGCUGCCUUUUCAUGCAAUCUUAUCUUUUUAAUUAUUAUUAUUAUUGUUGUUUUUUAUAUUUAGAAUUAAGUGGAAUAUAUAUUUUUUUUUAGCCAGUGAGUCACAAUUAAAAAUAAUGCCAUGUGUAAUAUGCUUAGCAAACAUGACUAGCCUUAAACUUUUUUGUGAACUUCUGUAAGAUUGAUGUGAAGUUUUUUGGUUUGUUUUGUAUUUUGUUUGUUUUCUAUUUUUUUGUUUUUUGCUUCUGAGUGUUAUAAAUGAAAAGCAUUAUCCUGUGGCCUUGUUCCUGAAUGUACCAUCCGAGUAAUAUUCUGGAUGUCAGCAUGCCAAAGCAUACUAUGCACUAUAUACCUGUACCAAUCACUGUGGUUACCCCAACAGUUUGGUUAACAUUGUACUUGUGCCGUUGACCAUUUUGACCCAACACAUCCUUAAAAGUACUGAACUUCACAUAUGUGAUCCUGUAAUGUGUACUGUACAGUGAACCUGUAUGUAUGUUUGUGUGUGCGUGCAUGGCUUGAAACAACAUCAUUGGACAAUCCUUCUCAAACAAGAAAAGGAAGUUAGGAACCCAACGUUCUACUGUUUUGUUUGUUCUAGGAUCACUAUUUUAAAGUGUGCUGCUAAAACAUUUUCUUAAUCAGAUUAUCAAAAUGUUAAGAAAAACUACAAAGUAUUGUACUGUAACUUUUUUUUUUUUUUAAACUAUCUUUAUAAACAUAAGGAGCAGAUGCAUUGCUCAAAAAGAAUGUUUUAUGAAGAACAGUUAAGCAAAUUACAGACUUAUUAAAACUGGCAAUAUGCAAAAAAAAAUAAUAAAGAAUGUUCUUCCUUAUUUUAGGAUUCAUUUUGUACUUUUGUUUCAUAGUUGCAAGUGUUUAUGAAUAUUAUAGCUUUCCUGAUUUAUCAAUGUAAAUAUCAUUUGUAAAAAUGUUUUUUGUAUAUUUUUGUGAAAUGUUUCUUAAAACAAACUUUAAUUAAAAAAAAACUGAUAA